This is a messenger RNA of Chionomys nivalis (European snow vole), 1601 nucleotides long. RefSeq names its product heterogeneous nuclear ribonucleoprotein K. Bases 28 to 1419 code for a protein of 463 amino acids. The record is from RefSeq and is a predicted model, not a curated record. Gene Ontology annotation, biological process: regulation of transcription by RNA polymerase II; regulation of mRNA splicing, via spliceosome. Gene Ontology annotation, cellular component: nucleus; cytoplasm. Lineage: Eukaryota; Metazoa; Chordata; Mammalia; Rodentia; Cricetidae. Gene Ontology annotation, molecular function: mRNA binding. The transcript has a single exon.
GUUGGUGUAUCCAUUUAAUUCAAGAAAAUGGAGACCGAGCAGCCAGAAGAAACCUUCCCCAACACUGAAACCAAUGGUGAAUUUGGUAAACGCCCUGCAGAAGAUAUGGAAGAGGAGCAAGCCUUUAAAAGAUCUAGAAAUACUGAUGAGAUGGUUGAACUGCGCAUUUUGCUUCAGAGCAAGAAUGCUGGUGCAGUGAUUGGGAAAGGAGGCAAGAACAUUAAGGCUCUGCGUACAGACUACAAUGCCAGUGUUUCAGUCCCAGACAGCAGUGGCCCCGAGCGCAUACUGAGUAUCAGUGCUGAUAUUGAAACAAUUGGAGAAAUUCUGAAGAAAAUCAUCCCUACCUUGGAAGAGGGCCUGCAGUUGCCAUCACCCACUGCAACCAGCCAGCUCCCGCUCGAAUCUGAUGCUGUGGAAUGCUUAAAUUACCAACACUAUAAAGGAAGUGACUUUGACUGCGAGUUGAGACUGUUGAUUCAUCAAAGUCUGGCAGGAGGAAUUAUUGGUGUCAAAGGUGCUAAAAUUAAAGAACUUCGAGAAAACACUCAGACAACAAUCAAGCUUUUCCAGGAAUGCUGCCCUCACUCUACUGACAGAGUUGUUCUUAUUGGAGGAAAGCCUGAUAGGGUUGUAGAGUGCAUCAAGAUCAUCCUUGACCUUAUAUCUGAGUCUCCCAUCAAAGGACGUGCACAGCCUUAUGAUCCCAACUUUUAUGAUGAAACCUAUGAUUAUGGUGGUUUUACAAUGAUGUUUGAUGACCGCCGUGGACGUCCUGUGGGAUUUCCCAUGCGGGGAAGAGGUGGUUUUGACAGAAUGCCUCCUGGUCGGGGUGGGCGUCCCAUACCUCCCUCUAGAAGAGAUUAUGAUGAUAUGAGCCCUCGUCGAGGACCUCCACCACCACCUCCUGGUCGUGGUGGCCGGGGUGGCAGCAGAGCUCGGAAUCUUCCUCUUCCUCCACCACCACCUCCCAGAGGGGGAGAUCUAAUGGCUUACGACAGAAGAGGAAGGCCUGGAGACCGCUAUGAUGGCAUGGUUGGGUUCAGUGCUGAUGAAACUUGGGACUCUGCAAUUGACACAUGGAGUCCAUCAGAAUGGCAGAUGGCUUAUGAACCACAGGGUGGUUCUGGAUAUGAUUAUUCCUAUGCAGGGGGUCGUGGCUCAUAUGGUGAUCUUGGCGGACCUAUUAUUACCACACAAGUAACUAUUCCCAAAGAUUUGGCUGGAUCUAUUAUUGGCAAAGGUGGUCAGCGGAUUAAACAAAUCCGUCAUGAGUCAGGAGCAUCAAUCAAAAUUGAUGAGCCUUUGGAAGGAUCUGAAGAUCGGAUUAUUACCAUCACAGGAACACAGGACCAGAUACAGAAUGCACAGUAUUUGCUGCAGAACAGUGUGAAGCAGUAUUCUGGAAAGUUUUUCUAAGACUAGUGAAGAACUGAAGGAGUCCUGCAUCUUUUUUUUUAUCUGCUUCUGUUUAAAAAGCCAACAUUCCUCUGCUUCAUAGGUGUUCUGCAUUUGAGGUGUAGUGUUGACAAGAUGUAUAAUGUUUUAGUUACUUACAGGGUUGGGGGGAGGGCAUGCAAAAACAAACAUUAAAAAUUUGA